GAGUGUCUCUGUGUAAGAAAGUGAGAAAGAAUGGGAUUUAAAGCAAUGGGUUUCUUCUUCAUUUUAUUCCCAGAUGAUGAAUCCACCAUUAUCACCAAAAACAAGCAAAAAAACAAUCUUUCUCCAUUGAAAUACAUCAACACUCUGUUUAGAGCUCAAUUUAUAAUCUCAAUUUGUGUUUUUCUCAUUUUCAUCACUUUUCUCCUCUUUACAGUUUCCACUUUUGAACCAUCUUCAAGAUUCAAACUUCAAAAUUCAAAAUCCCCAUCAUAUCAGCAACAUGCAUUGCAAGGAAUGGGUACUCUGUUCAGAAAAGGAACAAGAUCCAUGAGUGAUUUAAUUGUAGCUCAUGUCAUUGAAUCCGUCACUGUUCAAGAACUGAAAUUGUUCAUAAAACUCAUUUACAGGUCCAAAAUCAGCUCAAAAUCCGACAUUUUGUUCGUUUUCCCGAAAAAAUCCGUUCUUUUUGAAAACACCAUUGUUGAAGAAAACACCUCGUUCUUCAAACUCAUCAAUGCCUACGAAUACAACUCUACCAUUUUCGACUCGACCCAUAAUAAAGCAAAUGCAAGUGAAGAACCCAUCUGGGGUCGCAAAAAACAGAGCAAUUUCAUUGACGAAGAAGCUGAAUCAAUUCAAUUGAGUUGUGGGUCAGUUAUCGGGUUUUACGCCGAUGAACUUGACCCGGAAAAUUCAUUAUCCGGGUUUAUGGAUCAUGUUCCAAUGAAUUUAAGAAGAUGGGCUUAUUACCCAAUGUUAUUUGGUCGAAUUAAAAGAUAUUUCAAUCAUAUAAUAUUAGUGAACGUGAAAGAAAUUUUCGUACUCGGUGAUUCACCGAGUCGAAUUAAGAAUCUGAGUCAAACUCAGAUUCUUAUUUUUCGAAGAAAAAACUUCGAAAAAACUCAUAAAAAACAGGUAAGCGCUGAAAUCAUCAUGGGUGGAUUAAGAGGAAUUCGAAGAUUAUCGAAUGCAAUGUUAAUCAAAAUCAUCCAGGAAUCGAUGCAACGAAAGAAGAAGAACUCGAUUAACGAGUCAGAUCAAGUCGUUAGAAAUGAGUUCAUGAUGAAGAAUAUUGAGUUGAUUUUGAGCGAGUCAAUUAUUGAUCUGAGUUCACUAACAUCAAGUUCUUUAUUAGAAUCGAAAUUUUCUAUUAUUAGUCGUGGAAAUAGUAAUAUUGAUAUUAAUUAUGUUUUUAAGAAGUAUUUAAGUUCAUAG
Messenger RNA from Solanum pennellii, 1215 nucleotides. RefSeq lists its product as uncharacterized. Lineage: Eukaryota; Viridiplantae; Streptophyta; Magnoliopsida; Solanales; Solanaceae. The transcript has a single exon. The record is from RefSeq and is a predicted model, not a curated record. Bases 31 to 1215 code for a protein of 394 amino acids.